Molecule: messenger RNA, 387 nt
Organism: Verruconis gallopava
Lineage: Eukaryota; Fungi; Ascomycota; Dothideomycetes; Venturiales; Sympoventuriaceae
Exons: 1
Coding region: 1-387 (128 amino acids)
Source: RefSeq, a predicted model, not a curated record
AUGGAAAGUUUAGACGUCGCGAAAGGGCUGAAGUCCCAAUACUCGAUGUCACGACGCGAGAAGUGCCAGUCGGGAGCCGCGCUGCUGCGGAGUCUGAGAGGAGUGGUCAGACUUACUCACGUGGCUUCGGGUGCAGAAUCUGCCCAGUCCAACCGGCACGACGCAUCACGGCUCAACUCGCCCGUCUACGGCCCGUCUCAUCAUCGAAAACGCUUCCUUGCUUCACGCACAGCUUACCAAGUAGCUCUGGCUACGUUGAUGGCGGCAAAGGAUGACGACUGUGUGGAAAUUCACGUGACCUCCAUCCUUGGCCAAGGUUACGCAAAGCAAGUUCGUGGUCUGGAGGCCAACGACGGGCCGUUCUUUUGGACCGGCCUAGCCCUGUAG